Messenger RNA from Aspergillus saccharolyticus JOP 1030-1, 1768 nucleotides. RefSeq lists its product as uncharacterized. Gene Ontology annotation, cellular component: cytoplasm; cytosol. The record is from RefSeq and is a predicted model, not a curated record. The transcript is spliced from 3 exons. The coding region runs from base 451 to 1722 and encodes 423 amino acids. Gene Ontology annotation, molecular function: ubiquitin protein ligase binding; protein-macromolecule adaptor activity. NCBI's taxonomy places the organism in Eukaryota, Fungi, Ascomycota, Eurotiomycetes, Eurotiales, Aspergillaceae. Gene Ontology annotation, biological process: ubiquitin-dependent endocytosis.
UCUCCGUCAAAGACGAUCAUUGUCCACAAGGAUCAUCAAAGCUGCAGAUCCACCCUCAUACUUGACAGAAACGAUGGGUUCAUCUGUAGGGCUCAGAAUCCGCCCUCGCUGUUUGGGGAUUGGGAUAGUGUCAGCUCGCGAGCACUUUUAUCACACUUGACCCCUAGGAGGCGAUGCAGGCAGGAACCGGCUGCAGUAUCAAGCGAGCGGCAAGUAGUUUCGUUCUGUCAUGCAAUCUAGAACCUGAUAUUCGUCUGUGUCGGCUCAUACUUGUUCCUUACUGAUGUAAUGGACUGAUCUUCAGUAUGAUCUUGUGUUAGGUCAUGUGGCCACACUGCGAUCCCAUCUAAUUUCUAUAUGGACCACAGGCAUCCAGCAUACGGCUCGCCUUCUUAACCAAUAUAUUCAUCACACACAUCUCGCUUGCGAAAGAGCUCAUUCUUUCAGGAAAUGCUCCGCCCACCAUUCUCGACUGCGCGCAAGUCAACCGACGAGGCCCCUGUUCAAGGUGAUUCUAGUAGCUUGAGCCUGGAGAUCGAUAUCACUGAGCCAGCUUUGUUCGCCCCGGCCUUGUCAGACAAGCCAUCGGUUCUCCGUGGUGAAUGCCGGUUGAAGGUGAAAGAGGCCGUGACGGUGAAACGACUGACCGUCAAUCUGCGCGGAACGAGUUAUAUCGUAUGGCCACAUGGGAUUCGAGAACACCAUCGAGUGACAGACAACACAUUGACCCUGCUUGGACCAAAAUCGGUACAGCCGGCACUUCCGUGCUACGUCGACUCACUACAAGAGACAUCGUCGUCCCCACAAGCGCUCCAAGGGACCGCAUUAUGGAAUGCGAUUUUGGCUAGAGUGGGCACAAACAGGCGUGAAGAGGAGAACACAGGGUCCAAAUAUCAUCGACUGACACCUGGGACCCACAUAUACAAUUUUGAGAUGGUCCUGCGCUCACAGCUGCCUGAAUCUAUUCAAGUCCGGCAGAGCCGGGUUCGGUAUCGGGUCCGAGCCUCCAUCGAACGACCAGGCUUUUUAAAUCGCUCCUUUUCCCGGAGCAAACCCAUUACUGUCGUUCAUUGUUCCGCAGAUAACUUUGUGGAUGAUGCCGAACCGAUCUAUCUCGCUCGAGCUUGGAAACAUCUGUUACAGUCCGAUAUACUAGUUUCGAGGCGAGGCGCACCUCUUGGGGACCUUCUACCUGUCACCGUGUCAUACACAGAACUAGGCCACGCCAAAUUUCGAGGGCUGCAAGUCUUCGUCUCAGAAAACGUGCAAUACUAUCAGCGGGAUGGUCUAGGUUGUUGCAGUGGCCCUUUCAAACGAAAUCUGAUCUACGAGAAGAUGGCAGGACCGGUAUCAACCAAAGUGUUGAGUCGAGCCGACACGGACGAGCACCCAGCAUACAUCGAAAAAGACGAUUAUAUCACCGCUAAGACGGUCGGGGAUGCCGAGGCACGAAGCCGAUCGCUGCACGAUGGCGACACCGAACACACCGAAUUAGACCUCCAACUUCCGCUACCCGUUUGUCAUCUUCAUUCCGACCCCACCAGGCCACAGGGCAUGCAUUUUGACACCCGGUACAAGAACGUCCGGAUCAGCCAUUGGCUCGAGCCCGACAAUAUGAACCCGAAGAAUGAGCGCAUUGUGCAGAAAGUUGCCCACGUCCCACUGGCACUACGCUCUUGUUACGCUCAGCAAGCGAAUACUUCGCUGCCGGCAUAUUGCUAAGGCGGUUGGGUGGCAGCCAAUGGUACGGUCGGGAAAGCCUCGGAGU